Messenger RNA from Caenorhabditis elegans, 843 nucleotides. It is a transcript of the gene srbc-57, whose product is annotated as G-protein coupled receptors family 1 profile domain-containing protein. Bases 1 to 843 code for a protein of 280 amino acids. Gene Ontology annotation, cellular component: membrane. The record is from RefSeq and is marked reviewed. Gene Ontology annotation, molecular function: G protein-coupled receptor activity. Lineage: Eukaryota; Metazoa; Nematoda; Chromadorea; Rhabditida; Rhabditidae. The transcript is spliced from 3 exons. Gene Ontology annotation, biological process: G protein-coupled receptor signaling pathway; signal transduction.
AUGUUUUUGCUUGAAAUAACCAAUGUUCUUCUUUCUUUAAUAUUUUGUGUUCUUGUGAGCAUUGUGUAUUUUUACAUUUUGUUUCUGAUAUUCAUAGCGAAAAAAGUUUCGUUAAAACCUGAUUUGAAGCUUAUCUACUGCAGAUUUGUUGCUGAGAUAUUUUUUCAUUUUGUUGUUGUCCUGAACAAGUUGUAUUCAAUUGUUGGCCUUGUUUCCACCACGAUGUUUGUCAAAAAUCUUAUCUUUUACCUGAUAUGGCUCUCAUUAGUUAUGGGUACUAUUAAAACUACAAUUGUUUUCUUCAUUACCAUAGACCGAGUUUUUGCAUUCUUUUCUCCGAUUUUCUACCACAAACAUCGGAACAAAAUCUCAAUGUAUUUGGUUUUAUUUUUCAUAUCAUUAUUUGUAUUUUUUGACCAAUUCAUGCUAUUCGGCUACUGUGGGAACGUAAUUGACGUUCCAGUGAACUGCGAGAAUUUCCAGUGUACGGUAAAUCAAUGUUACCUACAAUAUUGGAUGGUUCAUGAGCAAGUGGUAUUUUUUGUAAUUAGCAGUUUAUCCACUAUUUUGUUCGUUCGACUUUUUGUCUGCAAUUUUUUGGUGUUCAAUCAAAGUAGCAAGUUGAUUUCAAAAGCCACCCAAAUCGCACUUCUUGACUGCAUUAUUAUCAUCAUUUUCAAUUUUCUACCGGUACUUGUAUUGGCGUAUUUUCCAUCAAUUAAUUUGAAAACUGGAAUAACUGCGAUCCCGAGAACCGGUGGAUCUUUGUUUGAAUCGAUUAUAAUUUUUAGAAUUAUCGCUAGACAGAAAUCUGUGGCGCCGACUUUUGUGUCACCAGUGUAG